CCCCCCCCUCCCCCCGAUAGCGACGCAGCAGCCAUGUCGGCCCCUCCCCAUCCUGGUAAGAACCUGUCCGUGCAGCAGGUCUGCGACAUGGUCCACCACUUGAACAUCAACCCGGAGUCGCUCCACCGCGCGGGCAUCGACGGCGAGAAGCUUCUCGGUAUGAAUCCCGACGUCCUGGUCCACGACUUCGGCUAUGCCCCGCCCGAGGCCGAUGCCAUCCUGCGGACCUUCCACAACCCGGAGCACGAGCGCCGCGAGCGCCGCCCCAUGCGCCCGCGCAAUCCCGAGGGCCAGCAGCCCACUCGCGGCAUUGUCCAGGGAACCGAGGAAGACGCCGACCAGCUUUUCGCCGACUCCGGCGACGCCUCGAUCGCCAGCUUCCAGAACAUGCCGGUCAACUGCACCGGCGAGAACAUCCCGGCCCCGAUCUCGGGCUUCGAUCAGGCCGACUUCCCGGCGGGGCUCUACGAGAAUGUCGUCCGGUCGCGGUACACCCAACCGUCGCCGGUCCAGGCGCAUGCCAUUCCGGUCAUCGUGGCCGGUCGCGACCUGAUGGCCUGUGCGCAAACCGGCUCCGGCAAGACCGCGGCCUUCCUCCUGCCGAUUAUCUCGCUCCUGAUGAAGCAGGACCCCCUGCCGGCGCCGAAGGACCCCCGGUCGCGGGCCGUCCGCCCGCAGGCCAUCGUUGUCUCGCCGACGCGCGAGCUGGCUUGCCAGAUUUUCGACUCCUGCCGCAAGUACACCUACAAGACCCCGAUUCGGCCGUGCGUCGUGUAUGGCGGUGUGCAUCAUGAGCUUCAGAUCGAGCAGAUGACCAAGUACGGGGCCGACGUUCUGAUUGCCACCCCCGGGCGUCUGCUUCAUCUGCUGGAGACCCCGGGCCUGCUGGACAUGUCCUUUGUCCGCUUCCUCGUGCUCGAUGAGGCCGAUCGGCUCCUGCACUUCGGCUUCGGCGACCAGGUCAACCAGCUGCUCAACUACCUGGACCCGGACUUUGUGCGAGUCAUGAUGUUCAGUGCCACCUUCCCGCCGGCCAUCCAGCAAUUGGCCCAGCGCAUCCUCUCGCAGGAUUACGUCUUCCUGAGCGUCGGCCGAGUCGGGUCCAUGGCCUCCUCCAUCGACCAUGUGGUGGACUAUGUCGAGGAGUCGGACAAGCAUGCGGAGCUGGUCAACCACCUGCGUGACCUGCCGCCCAACCACCUGGUCAUCGUCUUUGUGCAGACUCGCAUCCAAUCCGACUCGCUGAUGAACUACCUCCUUCAGCUGGGCUUCCCCACCACCACCCUGCAUGCGGACAUGAGCCAGUACCACCGGGAGUACGAGCUGAAUGAGUUCCUCACCCGGCGCAAGAGCAUCCUCGUGGCCACCGAUGUGGCCUCCCGCGGCUUGGACAUCCCCAAUGUGACGACCGUCAUCAACUUCGACAUGCCGGCCACCAUCGACGAUUACACCCACCGGGUGGGCCGUACCGGGCGCGUUGGCCGCAAGGGCCUGGCCAUCAGCUUCUUCAAUGACGCCGACACGGCCCUGGCCGGGCCGCUGCUGGAUGCCCUGAUGGAGGUGGGCGCCCCGAUCCCCGAGUGGCUCGAGGCCUUGGCCCUGGAGAACCGUGGCCACGGCGGCCAGUCCCGCUACCGUCGGGGCGGCAACCACCACAUUGAUCGGGACAUCCGUGGCCCGGCGGCCAGUGGCGGCGGCGGUGCCGCCCCCCGGGCCGGUGGCGCUGGCGUCUCCCACCAGAUGCCCGCCGCCUCGGCCCCGGCCGCCUCCGGGUCUUCCGCUCAGGCCGCCCCUGUGUCGGCCACUCCCGCCACUUACGAGUCGAUGAACCGGAGUCAGGAGACCUACUCCUCCUGGGACAUUUGAGUGGCUUUGCCUUUUCUGCCCCUUCUUGGCUCCCCCUCCCUCGGCGAGCGCCCUCGGGCGCCCCAUGCUCGCGCAUAGCCGCGCUCAUGUGCUUGUCCAGCCCUCCCGGCUGUUGGCUAUACGAGAUUCCCCAACACCCCAUGCAGCAAUACACACGGCACAUGCA
Molecule: messenger RNA, 2032 nt
Organism: Fonticula alba
Lineage: Eukaryota; Rotosphaerida; Fonticulaceae
Exons: 5
Coding region: 34-1866 (610 amino acids)
Cellular component (GO): nucleus
Molecular function (GO): RNA helicase activity; ATP binding; RNA binding
Source: RefSeq, a predicted model, not a curated record